Messenger RNA from Scheffersomyces amazonensis, 1251 nucleotides. It is a transcript of the gene ECM331, whose product is annotated as Ecm331p. The transcript has a single exon. Gene Ontology annotation, cellular component: cell wall; plasma membrane. The coding region runs from base 1 to 1251 and encodes 416 amino acids. The record is from RefSeq and is a predicted model, not a curated record. Lineage: Eukaryota; Fungi; Ascomycota; Pichiomycetes; Serinales; Debaryomycetaceae.
AUGCAAUUAAAAUCUUUAUUUACUUUGGCUCUUGCCAUUGGUACAGCAACUGUCAAUGCUAAAGUUCAAUCCGGUUGUUCCUUUUCAACCACUACAAUUACUGAUCCAGCAGAUAUUGCUACUUUAAAUGCUUGUCCAACUAUUGAUGGUUCUAUUGAAAUCACUGGUGAUGAAAUUACUGCACUUUUAUUACCUUCAGUUCAAGAAAUUGAUGGUAAUAUUAAUAUUUUUAAUUCUUCAUCUAUUGUAACUGUUAGUUUUAAUGGUUUAACUUCAGUUAAUGGUACUUUAGCUAUUCAAGCUUUAACUGCUUUAAACAGUAUUGAUUUUACAUCUUUACAAGUAGUUAAUGAAUUAGAUUUAGUAUCUUUACCUUCAUUAGCUGGUUUAACUAUUGUUGAAGGUAUUCAAAAGGCAAAUUCAAUUCAAUUAUCUGAUACUGCUUUAUCAGUUUUACCAUUCACAACUUUUAAUACUGUUGGUGUAUUAAAUAUUAAUAAUAAUAAAAAUAUUUCUUCUAUUAAUUUACCAUUAGAAACUGUCACUGAUACUUUAUUAUUAUCUUUUAAUAAUGAUCAUGCUGAAAUUGUUUUAGAUGAUUUAAUUUGGGCAUCUAAUUUAACUAUUCAAGAUGUAUCAAGUGUUUCUCUUAAAAAUUUAACUGCUGUUAAUGGUUCUUUAAUUCUUGGUUAUAAUACUUUUACUCAAGUUGCUGCUGAUAAUUUAGAAACUGUUGGUGUUAAUGUUGAAAUUUUUGCUAAUGAUGAUUUAACUAAAAUUUCAUUAUCAAACUUAACUACUAUUGGUGGUGAAUUAAGAUUAUUCAAUAAUACUCUUUUAGAAAAUGUUGGUAACUCAUCUUUUGAAUCUUUAAGUAAAAUUAAAGGUACUUUAAAUGCUGAAGGUAAUUUUGAAAACUUUACUUUACCUGCAUUAAGUCAAGUUGCUGGUGAUUUCAAUUUAAUUUCAACUAAUGAUGAUUUUGAUUGUGAUGACUUUGAUGCUUUACAUUCUGCUUCUAAGAUUCAAGGUCACAAUUAUACUUGUGCAUCUCCAUCAUCAUCUUCUUCAGAAUCUGGAUCUUCUUCAAAGACUGCUUCAGGUUCUGAAUCUUCUUCAGGUUCCUCAUCAUCAUCUUCCCCAUCUUCAUCCUCAUCUUCUUCUAAGAAGUCUGAAGCCCAAAGCAAUUUAGUAAGUGUUUCAAUGGUAUUUAUGACUUUAAUAGGUACUGUCUUUACUAUGCUUCUUUAA